UUAAACCACAACACUGUAACACUCUGUCCCAUCCCAGGACUCUAACCAGUGGCAGUCUCCCAUCCAAUGUGCUGCCAAGACAGUCCUUGCUUAUCUUACUGUUUUACAUGCUGUGAGAUCCCCAUAGACCACAAUGAACCUAUUGGUUUCAAUGGGCAAAAAAUUCCAGUGUUAAUGCACAAGUCAUAGUUCCCUAUACCAUUAAAGAAGGGAGGGCGCAAUAUUCGUGAAUAUGCACAUAUAUUUUCGCAUAUGCGCAAAAAAGAAAAAAAGCGAAUAUAACGAAUAUGCGAAUAUAUGACGAAUAUUCGUCCAUAUAUUCGUGAAAUAUCGCGAAUUCAAAUAUGGCCUAUGCCGCUCAUCACUACCGGGCAGUCAGCCAAUCACCCCACUCUACUCUGUAACCCUUUCCUCUCUGGUUUCAUGCUGUACAUGUUACGCAGAGGAAGAUGCUUGGAGCUUGCCUGCAGUAAUCAGAAGACAUUACGUUACCAAGACAUCAUGUUGACUAACGAAGACUACAAUUCACUUAUUCAAGGCAUCUCUGAUCUGAAUUUCACUGUGGGCAGUAUCCCUUGUAAGCUACUUGUUACCGGUGACACAGCAUUCCCAGUAUUGGUGACUCCAACAAAUCAGGUUCUUAUUGCCGCAUCCAAGUAUGGCAAGGGCCGCAUAGUUGUCUUGAGUCAUGAAUCAUACCUGAAUGAGCCUCAGUUUACAGAUUUUCUGCGAAAUGCGAUAUCCUGGUUAAAACCAUCCCCAGAAGCAGUGGUGGGAGUUGUAGAAAGCCUAGGCCUUCUGGCAAACAACCUGUCUACAUUUGGACAUAACACUGAAUUGACCGCUGGCUUUAGGAAAGAUUUUGGAGUGCUCUGUAUGGCUGGAUAUGAUGACAGUCAGGAAUCGGAAAUUGUGCCAUUUUUAAGAGAAGGUGGUGGUCUACUUAUUGGAGCUCAAGCCUGGUAUUGGUCAGAAUGUUACCCAGAAUUAAAUGUUUUCCAUAAGUUUCCUGGAAACAAAAUAACAUCUGUAGCUGGUGUCUAUUUCACAAAUCAAAAAGGAGACAAUGGGAGUUUCAGUGUGAAUAAGAGACUACCACCAUGUUCAUUAUUUGAUGAGUAUGAUGUGGACUUCUCAGUGGACCUAAAACAGCUCUUGAAUGGUGUUUCCUCCCUGGACAUCAGUGGGAAGUCUAUUGCUUCUGAACUUCUGCUCCAUGGUCCGCUGACAUUUCCAAUUGGGAUGACGGACAGCCACCAGUGUUUCUUUGCUGCUGCUUACUAUGGCAGAGGACGCGUUGUAGUGGGCACACAUGAAGGCUUUCUUUCAAAAGAAGAGCUAAAGCCUUUCAUCCUUAAUGCCAUUAAAUGGUUGAAUGGAGAAACGCAUGGGAGGAUAGGUGUUCGGAAUGAUUUGAAACACCUCACUUCAAUGCUACAGGGCGAAGGUGUCUCUUGUGCAUCAUCCAAUUUCAGUUCUGAGUUCCAUGUAUAUUGUUGCAAUUCGUACAGUGCUGGUGAAGUAGAGACAAUUCAGCAGUUUGUGGCAGAGGGUGGAGGCCUUCUCAUUGCUGGGCAUGCCUGGUACUGGUCCUAUUCUAAUCCAAAUGUGCUUUCUCAAUAUCCAGGAAACAAGAUCCUCAAUAAAUUUGGGAUAAGUAUUCUGAGUGACACUAUUAAAAAUGGCAACUAUAAAGUUCCUGAUCCUGAAUUGCUUCCUAAUUCAUAUCAUUUUCUUAGAGCGGUCUGUCAGCUUCUGAGUAGCCUGAAAAAUGAUGAGGAACUCAGAUCACCUCUAACAUCUUGGUUGGUAAAGCUCCGACAGGACCUCCUAAGUUUUUUCAAGUUGCCAGCAAGCCCUCUUAUUACGUCCUUAUGGCGAGAGCUUUCAGAUCUGUCACAUGGAUGUCAUUUACCCAAAGUCAGUAAACAGCAUCCAGUGAGGAACAACUCUACAGAAUCUUUCAUACUGUGUUUGGCUCAUGAGGUCAACUGCUUAUAUGAUUCAGAUGAAAACAAGACAGGAACACCUGAUGUGCAAGAGAAACCCCCAGCAGAGAUACAGAUUGAUGCCACAAACCCUGGUCGUCAAGCAUGGAGAAGUACAGGACUUUACUUACCUGCCAACAAAAAAGCAACACUUGUAUUUCCUGCCUCAGUUAUUGGGAGAGGUCUUCAGGUGCAGGUUGGCUGCCAGUCAGAUGACCUGAGGUCAGCAGAAGAGUUGUGUCGCCCCCCAGUAGUUAUACAUAGAAAGAAAGUUGAUAAUGAGAAGGUUGUGAUAUCCUGUGUCUGGGGAGGACUUCUCUAUGUUAUUGUCAAUGAGAAAAGUCAACUGGGAAUUAUUCCAGUUACAGUUUAUGGAGCGGAACCAGCUCCAACAUUUAUAAAAGGACAGACUAGCCUUUCCUCGUGGAAGGAUGAAAAGCGCUCCUUACCAGCUCCUUGGGCUGAGCUUAUUACAGAGAACAUUAUCCUUACUGUCCCUUCUGAUUCAAUACGCUCACUAGAGGAUCCAGAAGAGGUGUUGUCUUUAUGGGAUGAGAUCAUGUCGGCAGUAGCAGAUCUUGCAUCUAUCUCAAGAAAACUGCCUCGUCCAGAAAGAAUUGUGGCUGAUGUCCAGAUCUCAGCAGGUUGGAUGCAUGCUGGAUACCCAAUAAUGGGUCAAACAGAUUCAGCAUAUUCCUCAGUAAGUGUUACACGAAUGAAGAAAGGUAUGUGGGGGCAUAUACAUGAACUUGGUCACAACCAGCAGAGAGGAGCCUGGGAAUUCCCUCCUCACACCACAGAAGCCACCUGUAACCUGUGGUCAGUAUAUGUGCAUGAAACAGUGCUAGGAAUCCCAAGGGAUAAAGCUCAUCCCGCUCUAAAUCCAGAUGUCAGAGAAAACAGAAUGAAUACAUAUCUGAAUAAUGGAGCCAAGCUUAAUGAGUGGAGCAUGUGGACAGCUCUGGAGACUUAUCUUCAGCUACAAGAGGGUUUUGGUUGGGAUCCAUUCAAGCGAGUUUUCUUAGAUUAUCAGACCAUGUCCAACGUCAGUAAUGACAAGACUGUUAAGAUGAACCUGUGGGCAGAAAAAUUCUCUCAAGCAGUCAACAAAAACCUGGUUCCAUUCUUCAAGGCCUGGGGAUGGCCUAUUAAUGAUGCCACCAGCCAAAAACUUUCUACACUGAGUGAAUGGGAAGAGGAUCCAAUGAAGAAAUAUGUUACAUAAGUUAAAUAAGACAAAUAUAUAAAAAAAAACACUUAUGAUAAUAUGCUUUAGUUGGCUUAAAAGGAAUGAUAUGCUAAUAGAUAUUACAGAAAUAAAAUAAAAAUGAAAUAAUACUAGAAACCUGCUAAAUUAUAAUCUAAAUUAAGAAAAAUUAUGAUACUUUUGCUAAAUUAACAUUAUGUGCAUAAACAUCUACAA
Messenger RNA from Hyla sarda, 3411 nucleotides. Its product is annotated as TRPM8 channel-associated factor homolog. Bases 298 to 3213 code for a protein of 971 amino acids. The transcript has 8 exons. The record is from RefSeq and is a predicted model, not a curated record. Lineage: Eukaryota; Metazoa; Chordata; Amphibia; Anura; Hylidae.